Melopsittacus undulatus (budgerigar) is the source of this 3638-nucleotide messenger RNA. It is a transcript of the gene SYNE3, whose product is annotated as spectrin repeat containing nuclear envelope family member 3. The transcript has 18 exons. The coding region runs from base 72 to 2918 and encodes 948 amino acids. Gene Ontology annotation, cellular component: cytoplasm; nuclear outer membrane; meiotic nuclear membrane microtubule tethering complex. The record is from RefSeq and is a predicted model, not a curated record. NCBI's taxonomy places the organism in Eukaryota, Metazoa, Chordata, Aves, Psittaciformes, Psittaculidae. Gene Ontology annotation, molecular function: actin filament binding. Gene Ontology annotation, biological process: nuclear migration.
UGCAGUGUGUGUGUCUUCUCUGUGCUCGACCGAAUUGUGAUACUGCUAAGUUUUUUGCUUCUUCAAAUGCAAUGACUCAGCAGCUACAAGAUGAAUUUGACAGUAGCGUGGAGAAUGCAGAAGCAUGGAUGAAGGCCAUCCAAGAGAGACUGAGUAUCAAUGACAACACCAAGGGACCUCGAUCUGCCCUAGAAGCCAGAUUGAGAGAGACUGAGAAAAUACGUGCACUGGAACCUGAAGGCAGCUUGAAAAUUGACUUUAUUCUUGUGAAGGCAGAUGCUGCCCUUCGCAGCAUCAGUGAGGAUAAGAAGCAUGAGAUACUAUCUAAACUGAAAGACAUUAAAGCCUUGUGGGAAGAGACAACCAUAUACAUUACUCACUGUCACAGCCGUAUUGAGUGGGUGUGGCUGCACUGGAAUGAGUACCUGAAAGCCCAAGAUGAGUUUUACACAUGGAUUCGCCACAUGAGUGUGACCUUGGAGCCUGACAUUGAAUUGCAGCUUGGCUUAAAGGAGAAGCAGUGGCAGCUGAGCCACGCUCAGGUUCUGCUGAAUGAUGUCUUAAAUCAGUCAGUCCUGCUGGAAACACUGCUAGAGGAAGCUGCUUCCUUGUUCAGCAGGAUAGGUGACUCCAGCGUUAAUGAGGAUGUUCAGAAGAAAAUGAAGGUGGAAUAUGAAAAAAUCAGGGAGCAAGCUGAGAACAGAGUGAACCUGCUUAAAAAGAUAACCAAGGAACAUGAGCAGUACAGCGCUAACGUCAACCGGUUUCAAUCGUGGCUGAAUGGUGUGAUGGAAAGAUUAAACUCCUGCAUUGGAGAAGCAACUGAAUAUUCAGCAGAGGACAAGUUAAAGGCACUGAAGGAAAUUGCCAAAAACAUUAGAAGCGGUGGAAAGAAAUUGGACCAACUUGAAAACGAGUGUGCAAAUGUGAUUGAGAAUACCUCCCCACUUGGAGCUGAGAGAAUGAAAGAUGAACUUGAAAUGCUAAGAAAAGCCUUGGAGAAGUUGAAAUUGCUGCAUAGUGGGGAGGAGGAGAGAUUGCUCAAGAUCCAGGAGUCAGAAAGUGCCUAUGAGUCCCAAGCCAGACAGUUAGAAGCAGACAUCAAGGUGUUGAGAAAAUAUCUACAGAAAUUAGAAAAUCACCUAGAGCCUGGGGAAGGGGAAAAGACUGAAGAUGAGUUUGUAACCCUGUGGAGAAAAUGCAAUGCAACGAGAGCAGCUCUGGCUGCAGAAGAGACCAAUGUCGAAAGACUGAAGGCUCAGCUUAAGGAACUGCUACGGUUUUCCCAAGAUGUGCAGCCACACACUGAGAGUGUUGUCUCUGCAAUACAGCAGUAUCAAAGUGUUAGAGGCAAGACAUCUAAAAUGAGCACUGAUACAGAAACCGAACUGAGAAGACUCUUCCAAAAUCCCCUGCUAGAUUUUGAACGGUGGAAGCCAUCAGUCCAGAUGCUCCUGGAGACUCCAGAGCCAGCACUGGCUCACAUUGAGGCUGCUCUAGCUGAAAGCUCCAGUUUCAAAGAGAAGUUCAUGACAUUACAGCUGAAGAAGGAUUUGCUAAACAAUGUCCUUGGUGAGGAAAAAGCAAAGACUUUCCUGCAAGAAGUAGCUGAAGCUUCAAAGAAGAGAGAAAUUAUACAUGAAAGUCUGAUGCAGAGCAAGAGGACAAUCCAGCACUUCGAUGCUGGUUUCGCGCCUUUGCAGAAGAAAUUAUCUGCCAUUAGAGCUAAACUGAAUCUAGAGAAGGAACUGAAACCUGACCUCCUGGGUAAAAAGACACAACUCCAGAGACUUCAGAUGAUCCAAGAUGACUUGACAGAGCUUGUGGCGGAAAUGGAGGAGGUAGAGAAGCUUGUUCAGUCAAAUACCACCCACAAACGUGAAAUGAACCAACUUUCAUCUGACUCUCAGGCCCUGAAGAUAGCACUGAAGAUGAUGAUACAACAAAGUGAAGACCACAUUCAGAAGCACUGUGCAUAUAAAGACAAAUUCUCUGACCUUCAGCAGUGGAUCAGACUAACCAUGGAGAUGACUGAGCCCUACCAGAGUGCUGAAGGAGACCAGAACACUGAGGGCCAGGUGGCAGACCUUAAGAGACGGCUGGCUGAGUUACCAGAUAAGGAGAUCCAGCUGUGCCUUGUGAAAGCUUGUGGAAAACUCGUCAUGGAGAAUUCUUCCCCAGAGGAAACUGCUCAUAUUCAGGCAGAGCUGGAUCAGCUGGAGGAAUCAUGGAGACUGCUGAAGGAGAUGGAAACUAGACUUGUCAAGAAGUGGCAGUUAAGUAAACCAGGGGUUGAUAAUAAGAAGAAAAUAGAAUUUGUGGACAGCAGAUGGAUGUCUGGACCUGUGUUCCAUCAUUCAGAUGUAGAUAAGCAGGAGGGGAUAGAAGAAGGGCAACAUACAAGCAGCCACUUGAAGCUUCUACACGAAUUUGAAGAGUGGUUACAAGGAGAAAAAAAGAAACUGACCAAAAUUCUUGAUGUGGCUUCAUCUUCCACAGAGGAAAUGAAAACACGCAAGAGCAAACUGGAGGAACUGCAGUCCCGUGUGCCUGAUGGUCAGCAUCUCUUUGAGGACCUUCUUCAUAGUCAGCCUGUCACUGAAUAUUCUGAAGAUUUGGAGGACCUUCGUUACCAGUGGAUGCUCUACAAAUCUAUACUGAAAGAGUCCAUGAGUACACUGAGUCCUGGAACUUCUGAAGAACCAGACAGAUUCAGAAAGAAGCGCCCUGGAGGUGUGUGCUCAUUCCUGCAUCGCGUGUGCUGGGCAGCACUACCAUUGCAACUGCUCCUCUUGCUCCUCCUGCUCCUGGCCUUCCUCCUGCCCCUGGCAGAGGAGACCCACAGCUGCUCUCUAGCCAACAACUUUGCUCGGUCCUUCCACCUGAUGCUGAGACACAAGGGCCCACCUCCAACCUAACUUCUUGGCAUGGCACAAGGUGACUGUCAGAAAUACAGACUUUUCAACUUCAGGGUUUCUAACAAGACCAUCAUAUCAACUGGAUAUGUCAUAUAAAUGCAUCAUAAGAUUAGUCCACUUUAAUCAGGUAUAUGAGUAAAAUUAAUAUUUUUGCAAUAUUUUAUUAUUAUAUUUAUAAUGUGUAUAUAGAGAUUGUGUAAGUAUGUACAUAUUUAUAUGUAUAACAAAAUGCAUAUCUGUGGGCAACCUAACAUCCACCAUCCACUCAUCCACUGUUUAAGGAUAAUCCUGCAAAGUUUUCUGUUACUACCAUCUUUCAGCAAGGAAUACUGAAAGAUGGUUUUGUUAUGGGGGUUUUGGGGUGAUUUUAAAAGUCAGAUUCUUGUUUACAACUGAAGCCAGAGCACGUAUAAGAAGAUGUGGACAUGCAUCAGAAUGCAAACUGGAGAGCAGAUACAGUAGAAUAAUGUUUGAAUACAGUGGUUGACAUUCAACCCAAGAAAAAUUUGAACUAUUCUAUUUGAAAUUUUGGGCUGGGGUUGGUUUGGGUUUUUUUUCAGUAUUAGGAUGCAGGGAUUGCAGGAGGUAACAGAAAUGUUUCUACUGACUUCAGUAGGAGUGGGGGUGGGCCUCCUCUUGUUCUCAUUUUUUUAACAGAUUUCCAGUUACUGUGUUCUGCAGCCCACCUGAAUCAGCAGAGGUAGAAUACAGUAGAAAGAA